Molecule: messenger RNA, 5043 nt
Organism: Leptopilina boulardi
Lineage: Eukaryota; Metazoa; Arthropoda; Insecta; Hymenoptera; Figitidae
Gene: Mondo
Product: MLX-interacting protein
Exons: 16
Coding region: 263-3412 (1049 amino acids)
Biological process (GO): regulation of transcription by RNA polymerase II
Cellular component (GO): nucleus
Molecular function (GO): protein dimerization activity; RNA polymerase II cis-regulatory region sequence-specific DNA binding; DNA-binding transcription factor activity, RNA polymerase II-specific
Source: RefSeq, a predicted model, not a curated record
GACAAUAAAGAGAGUUUAGAGAUAUGUAGUUUUUAACCAGGCAAAUGGCGGUCCUGGCAGUAUGAGCGAACAUUUAUCGUGUAAUAACGCGUACGGGCCUUUUCCAGGCACCGCUUCUCGCGGCCCUGCCUGAUGGCAAAAGUGAAAUACUAGUUUCAUUUCAAAAAUACACAAUAAAUCGGGAGAAAAAAAAAGUGAAAAAUCAAUUUAUCUCUCGUUAGGUGUAUGUUAUUGUCAUCAAAAGCAGUGUGAAGAGGAGACAAUGCAAGCUGAGUUGAUGUACCGGAAGGCCUCAGUGAUGCCUUCGCACCAGGAGGUGACAACAACACAAACUGGCAUUCACAGAAUGAAGCGAGCAAGUAAAGAUUCGAGAGAAUCAAUACACUCUGGUCAUUUUAUGGUGUCAGAUUUUGAGGCUGAAGCACAGGAUGAUGAAGAUGAACUUGCCGUACCUGUACCGGAAGAAGAAGUUGCACGAUUAGCAAUUAUCGCCCCUGUUGGUUUCUCCUUGGAAAAGUUUGUCACCAAUUCCCCUUCAGAUGUCAAUUCCCAACAAUUGAGCAUUGAAACUUCACUCAACAAACUUUUCCAGUGCAUGUCACUUGCUUACAGACAGAAGUUGACAUCGCCCAAAUGGAAUCGUUUUAAAGGAAUCAGACUGAGAUGGAAGGACAAAAUCAGAUUAAACAACGUUAUCUGGAGAUGUUGGCAUAUGCAAUUUAUUCUAAAACAAAAUACACUAGUUUGUCAAUUUGCUUCACCACUUGACGUCGAUACACACAACAAACCAGAGGCUGUAGUUUUAGAGGGUAAAUAUUGGAAGAGAAAACUUGCAGCAGUGACAGCAGAGUACAAGAAAUGGCGGAUGUUCUAUCGAAACAAAAUCCUUGGUUGGACAAACAAGGAUGGUACCGAUAUGUUGGAGUCAAUGGACAUGUUGGAAUGGGGCAACGGAUUGGGAACUUCAAGUGGUUUUGGAACUGGUGUUGGCAAUUCGUUUUGUGGACCCAGUGGAAUGACAGGUGGAGACAGUGUGCACAGCAUGAUGGUUGAUGAGGAUUACAUGGAGCUCAUGACAGACACACUUUUUUCCACAAUUAGUUCUAAUCAGCCAAUUUAUUUUCCCGAUCCCAGAGAAAUUGCUCGAGGAGCCAGUUUGGCUGAUUUUAUUCAGCCUAGUCUUGGACCACUUCAGCCAAAUCUUGACGACUUUAUGGAUACUCUUGAACCACUCCAAGAAUUCUUGAAUUCGAAACUGGCACCCGUGCCAGAAGAGGAUUACAGUGGAGCUUUAUCUAAUAAUUAUCCAGAACUGGAUCUUAUGACCUCUAUGAAUCAAGUAAAUGACAUUAACCAGGAUUCAACAAUUAUCAGUCAGCAAACACAACAGUCCCUCUCGCAAAAUGAACAAAAUACGAGUUUACAAAAUCUGCAAUAUACUGCCAAGAUAUAUACCCAGCCACAACAAGAAUCAACCAAUGUGUUCAGAAAUAACAUAAGCUUGAGCGACAAUUUCAAUACUGUGCCACAAAAUUACGAGUCACAAGUGAAUAAUCAACUUGUCAGAGAUAAAAGCAAUACAGAGAGAUCAAUUUCGAGGCCUAAUCGAAUUAUACCUCAACAAAAUACCUAUCAGCAAUUAAAUUUAUCAUAUCAAUCGCCUCAACAACAAACAUAUACAAUGGAUGUUCAGCCACUUCAACUUAAUUCUGGAUCAAGUCAAAUUCAACUGACUAAUUUAAAUGAUAAUUCAUUAAAUACAAAUCAAUUGGCCUCGAUAAGGCAUGUUCAAAAUUUAGUUGAUUCACAAACAUAUACUCCAACUAAUUCGUCGCAAUCUCAGCCAAUAAUUAUUAAAGCAGAACCUGUUUCGCAACCAAUGCUCAAACCAUAUAAGGUUGUACAACAAGUGCAACAGGGUUAUAAAUUCACAUCACCUAAACAAGAAUUCAAUAGCCAACCGUACAAAUUUAAUACGACUAAUUUUAAGACGAUGCCAGCUCAGCUGGUAGUUACGGUUUCAAAUCAACAACCAACACAACCACACAUACUGUUGCAAUGUAAAUCGCCAGGACUUGAUCUUUCUCAAUCAGCAUCGCAUCCUACGAAACUUUUACCAAGACCGGUUGCAUCUAUUGCCGACAGGGAAGAAGUUUUCGCGGUACCAAAGUAUAAUCAGAUAAAAGUUCGAAGCAGAUCUCGGAGUAGUUCAUCUUUGCCUCGUGCGAGAGUUCAUCCGCCGCCUUUGGUCUCUGCCCAAAGCGAUCCAGCUCUCAAUGUCAAUAACAAUGUACUUCUAGCACAUUUACUCACAAACAAUACACCUGGUUUAUAUGCAGUCAAUACUACUGGCAAUGAUAAAAUUACACCUGGAUCAAAUCAAUCAACUGGAAUAAAACACAUUUUACCAAUGUUGCCACCAUCAAAUUCUUCAUCUUCAUCAACUUCUUCCUCUUCUUCUACUUCUGCCAAUACUUCAUCUUCAUCGCCGCCCUCUUCCUCUUCUCCAUCUGCUACCAGCAAUACACAUCACAUUACUAAUCCAAUUACAAUUCAGUCAAUGCAUUCUACAUCUACAGUACAAUCUCAAGUUCAGCAACAGUCAAUGCAACAAACGACAAGUGGUCAACAAGUUUUGUUGAAUUCAAAUAAACAAACCCAUCAGUCGCAAGGUAGUCCUGGUUCACCAAAAGAUGGUUCCAGUCCACAGGCUCUUAGUCUAAGUCCCUUGCACAGUCCUGUGAGUUUGGGUAGUCCACUGUCACCUUCACGUGGUUAUGUGAAAGGCGAUUCUGAACGAGGCCAUUACAAAGAACACAAAAGAGUCGGUCACAUUCAUGCUGAACAAAAACGCAGAUAUAAUAUUAAAAAUGGUUUUGACAUGCUUCAAAGUUUAAUACCACAACUUAAUCAAAAUCCAAAUGCAAAAUCAAGUAAAGCUGCAAUGUUGCAAAAAGGAGCUGAUUAUAUUAGGCAACUCAGAACCGAAAGAAAUCAACUCAAGGAUGAAAUGGACAAUCUGAGAAGUCAGAUUGAGCGACUUAAUACGUCAAUUAGUAAUUGUCAAUCAAUGCUUCCGGCAACAGGGGCGCCAGUCUCCAGACACAGGACCAAUAAAAUGAAGGAAAUGUUUGAUGAAUAUGUGCGUACGCGUACAAGAGAAAAUUGGAAGUUUUGGAUCUUCAGCAUUUUACUUGAACCUCUGAUGACUUCCUUUACUACUUCUGUAUCAACAGCAAGUAUCGAUGACUUGUACAGAAGCACAAUUGUUUGGGUUGAGCAACAUUGCUCACUCGUUGAUCUCAGACCAGCCGUUCUCAAUUCAUUGAGGUAUCUCUGUACGGCAACAGAAAUUCUCUCAGAUCCUGCACGGUUACCCCAAGAAGCACGCGCGGCUGUCGAUCGAAAGUGAAUCGAGAUCUUCUGAAUGUAAUCACUCGUGAAAAGCAAGUUUAAAUCCUUAGGAUUUAAAAAUAUUCAUUCAUAUUUGCUACUCAAAUGAAUGAAAAUUUUCAAUAAUAUAUGUGACGCUCCACGAGAAAAGGGACCUAACGUGCUUUUGACUUAAGGUUCAUUCACUGUGUCAUUGCACAGUAAAAGCGAACCUUAAGUCAAAAGCACGUUAGGUCCCUUUUCUCGUGGAGCGUCACAUAUUUUAAAGAAUCUACACUUUUUGUGUAUUUGAAAUAUGUAAAGCUGAAAAAAACAUGAAUUUUCUUUCGUACGAGAAUUCAAAGUAGUAUCAGUUUUAUAAACUGAAAAAGUACAUAAUAAUAUAUUUAAAACAAAAAAAAACACACACACAUAAUUUUGCUUUAUUUUGCAUUUGUUAAUAAUUUUCAAUAUACAGCAAAUGGAAUUUAUGUCUAUAUAUAUAUAUAUAUAUUGACAAUACUGAAAUUUUCAAUAGAUAUUUUAAAUAGUUCGAAGAAUUAAGUUUCAAUUGCACAAAAUAACGAUCUCGUACAUUAUUGUUAUUAUUCAUGUCAUUUAGAAUCAAAAAAGGGAAACAAUUAAUUUUUUCUCCACAUCAUAUUUAAUCAAUUGACUGAAAAACAUUGAAGAAUUUCUGUUAUUAGAUUUUAAUUUUUUUUUCCAUAUAUUUUUUUUUUAAAUCUGAAAAACUAUGUACAACUUGCCUUAUCACGAAUGAUAACUUGGAGCAGAUCAUUCCACUUUUCUCGCACAGGAAAUAUCUAACGAUAUUUGCGCGUGAAAAAAAAAUUGUACAUAAAAUAAAAACGAUUUUUAUGAGGCUUUUUAUGAGCGAAGAAUAUUUUUAUACAGAUCGGCUAACAAAUUUUUUUUUUUUACAUGUGUGCGUGUUGCAACUAUAUAGAAAAAAAACUAUCGCUGCAUGCAUAUUAAUAAUAUUCAAACACCAAAAAAAAAAAAAAAAAAAUGGUUUUGCUUAAUUUUUAUUUUAGUUUUUUCUUAUAAAGUGAAAACUAUGAGGACAUAUUUUUAAAUUGUUGUUUACAUUGAUAGAGAUUUUUUUUUUUGGCAAAAAAUGUUUAACAAUUUGUAAAAGAAAUUUUUUUUAAUUAUUUUUCGAAUUUCUAGUUGUUACGUUAUAAAUAAAAAAAUAUAUAUAUAUAUUUUGCAACUUUUGAAAAUAAAACAUUUAUUUUUAAAAGUCAAUUUGCAGCGAACUGCUUGUUAAAAAAAAGAAUACCUGUUGCGUAUACAAGGGAAAGAGCUGCUCACAAAUUAUAUAUAUACAUAUACGAAAUGUUACAUCAACAUUGUUAUGUAAAAUAUGAAGUUUUUUAUUAUAAAAUUUCAUGUGAUAAUGUACAAAUCAUUUAAUACAGUUCGAUUAUUAGGUAUAUAUAAUAAUGUCAACUUAAAAAGAAAUUUCCGAGUAUUGAAAACAAUAAUAUAGUUCUUUGUAUAAUUAUAAAAAAAAAAUACAAUACUCGGAAAUUUUUUUAACGAGAAUAUAAUACUGUGCGUGUAUAAGUGUAAAUGGUAAAAACGAUAUAAAUGAAUCAAAGAUGGGAUGUUUUUUUUGUACAAUAUGCAUCAACAAGUUAUUGUUAA